Gigantopelta aegis is the source of this 10870-nucleotide messenger RNA. RefSeq names its product ras GTPase-activating-like protein IQGAP1. NCBI's taxonomy places the organism in Eukaryota, Metazoa, Mollusca, Gastropoda, Neomphalida, Peltospiridae. The coding region runs from base 300 to 5309 and encodes 1669 amino acids. Gene Ontology annotation, biological process: regulation of actin cytoskeleton organization; regulation of GTPase activity. The transcript is spliced from 44 exons. Gene Ontology annotation, molecular function: calmodulin binding; actin filament binding; GTPase activator activity. Gene Ontology annotation, cellular component: cytoplasm. The record is from RefSeq and is a predicted model, not a curated record.
GCUCAUUCAAUGCAUCAAUGCGUCUCCGUGUGGUCUGGUAUCUGGCGCAAAAACAAGUGAUCCAUACUGGUUAUGCGUAACUGUCACUCUCUCGGAUUAUCGGUGGCAGCAAACACAGUGUCGAGGCGUGCGAGGGAUACCCAGGUCGCCAUUCCUUGUGGAUUAUUUAAUUGAUCAAAGUGCCGCCGAUUUCUCUUGUUUACUUGAUGUAGUGUUGUGUCCGUAUCAGGCAGUUGCAGCUGGUCUUUAUUUGGCGGAUUGUGUCACACUUUGCUACUGCAUCACAUUCGCGGGACACAAUGGGGGAUACGGAUGUAUCAGAUGGGCCUAAGCCUCAUUACAGAACGCUGGAUGAUUCGAGGCUCUCUGCAGAUGAGAUGGAUGAACAGCGCAAGUCGAAUAUAGCCUACGAAUAUCUGUGUCAUCUGGAAGAGGCCAAAAUGUGGAUUCAGGCCUGCAUCAAUGAGGAGUUGCCCCCGUCAACAGAACUGGAAGAGGGGCUCAGAAAUGGAGUGUACCUUGCCAAACUGGGGUACUUCUUUGCUCCCCAAGUGGUUUCACUCAAACGUAUUUACGACAGGGAGCAGACGCGCUUCAAGGCCAAAGGACUUCACUUCCGACACACGGAUAACGUGAAUCACUGGUUUGCUGCGAUGGAGCAUGUUGGCUUACCUCGUAUAUUUUACCCCGAGACAACGGACAUCUAUGACAGAAAGAACAUGCCAAGAGCUGUGUACUGUGUGCAUGCACUCAGUUUAUAUCUCUUCAAACUGGGUCUGGCCCCACAGAUACAGGAUCUUUAUGGGAAAAUAAACUUCACAGAGGAGGAAAUCAGUGCAAUGCGAAAGGAACUAGAAAAGUAUGGAAUCCAGAUGCCUACAUUCAGCAAGAUUGGAGGAAUUCUUGCAAAUGAAAUGACGGUGGAUGAGGCAGCGUUGCAUGCUGCUAUAAUCGCCAUCAACGAGGCGAUAGAGAAACAAGUCUCCAAAGAAACGUUCAUGGCUCUGCAGAACCCGGCAGCAUGUUUGGUGAACUUGGUGGCGGAGGAGGAGGGUGAUUACCAGGCCAUGUUGUACGAUGCCAAACAGGCCAAGACAGAGAACGCCAGAAACAGGAGCAUGGAUAAUGAGCUGCAGUAUGAACACGACGUCUAUGAUGAGCUGUUGACCCAGGCAGAAAUACAGGGCAACGUUAAUAAAGUGAACACUAACACUGCUUUGGACAAAGUGCUUGCUGCGUUGUUGAAGAUGGACCCGAGCUUGUUACUAGCCGCACUAAAGUCUCCACAUCUCGGUCUAAAGAACGUGGUCGAUGCAAAUAUUGACUUUUAUAUACAGAAGAUGCAGGAGAUGAGAGAGAUUAAAAAGAACAACAACAAUGGUGAGGAGGUUGUACUGGACAAGGAUGAUCUACAGGAGGCCGUCAACCAGGCCAACCUGGAGGCCGACUCAGAGUAUCAGAAAACGAAAGCUGUUGCCGCUAUCAAUGCUGCCAUAGAUAAUGGAGAUUCUGUCCAGCUGAUGCGGUCUCUACAGAACCCGGCCUCACAACUUCCUCCAGUGUGUGAUUUCGCUGCAGUGCUAUAUCUGGAAGAGUUUCAGAGUAUUCGAGCAGACAAACAGGCUGACUUGGAUCAUGAAGAGUUAGUAGCAUCAUUAAAAGUGUUGAAUGCCGUGGCUGCGAUCAAUGAGGCGGUGGACACGGUCAACCCGUUGAAUGUGCACAGUGCCCUCUGUCUGCCGGAUGCGCACAUCGCCGACCUGGACGAACAGAACAUGGAGAAGUACUACGAACUGCUCGCCAACACCAAGAACGCCAAACACGAGCAAGCGUGUGACCUGUUGACUCACCACGAGAUUUCCAAAUGUGUCCAAGAUGUGCACACUCAAGUCCAAGAGGAACAUGAACGUAUAUUGGCCAUUGGUGUGAUUAAUGAGGCCAUUAACAAGGGAGAUGAGACGGAGACGCUGAAAGCUCUCCAGCUGCCGAUGGCGCGACUGCGAGAUGUGGACGAGAAGCAAGGCUACCACUACCAGGUGCUGCUAGCCAAGGAGAAGGACAGGAAGGCUGAGGCGAGCAAUGACCUGGAAGCGGUGCUGUGGUUGGAGGAAAUACAAAGAACCGUGCAGAAGGCAAAUGCUGAUGCUGAAGCCGGGCUCAAACUUUCUGCCAGUGUUCAGGCUAUAAAUUCUGCCAUUGAUGCUGAUGACCCCGAAGCUCUGUCCCACGGUCUGUCGAACAGUGACACCGGUCUCCAUAGUUACACGCCGGACUGUGUGCCAUCCUACAUGGAGAACCUGAAACAGCUGAAGAGAGACAAAGCUGAGUCAGGUGAGUGUGGAAGCGGCUGGAUGAUGAACCGACUGAAGGACGGCUCCAAGUUCUUCUUCAACAUCCACACGGGGGAGUACCUGUGGUCGCGGCAAGACGGUGUCAUCAAGGACCACGCCCUGCUCACCAAGGAGGAGAUUCAGAACUCCCUAAGUGAGGUGACGGCAGCGUACGACAGAGAAUUACUCUUCAAGUCUAACGAGGGGAACAUCAUCAAGGGUCAGGCCCUGAUCAGAGGUUACCUGCAGAGAAAGGCGUACAAAGAGAGGCAGAUGUUUAUCAAGACGCAGCUUCCCGCCAUAGUCAAAAUACAGGCCUGCUGGAGGGGAUACAAACAGAGGAAACAAUUCAAGGACAGAUUAGAUUAUCUUAACAGCAAUGAGAAGGCAGCCAUUAAGCUGCAGUCCUAUUUUCGAAUGUGGAGGGAUCGGAAGAAGUAUAGAGACAGACUUAGAUUCUACAAACAAAAUGAAGAUUCUAUCAUCAAAAUCCAAGCAUUAUUCAGAUCCAAUUUGGCACAGCAAGAUUACAAGGCACUCAUGAUGGAUGAGAACCCAUCUCUGUCGGUCGUGAGGAAGUUUGUACACCUGUUGGACGCCAGCGACAACGACUACGCUGAAGAACUUGAGCUUCAGAAGUUGCGUCAGAAUGUUGUGACAGAGAUUCGGUCAAACCAGCAACUGGAACAGGAUCUGGAUCAGAUGGACAUCAAGAUAGGACUGCUCAUCAAAAACAGAAUCACACUACAGGAUGUCGUGACCCACAACAAGAAACUGACAAAGCGCUCAGACACGUCUGGCAACCUGAGGGGUCUGAAAGCAUUGAGUAAGGAGAGCCACGAGCGACUGCACCACUACCAGCACUUGUUCUACCUGCUACAGACAAACCCCACGUAUCUGGCCAAGCUGAUCUUCGAGAUGCCACAGAGCAAGACGACCAAGUUCAUGGAGUCCGUCAUCUACUCGCUCUUCAACUAUGGAGCCAACCAGCGCGAAGAGUACCUUCUCCUGAAGCUGUUUAAAACAGCGCUAGAGGAAGAAAUCGCGUUUCUGUUUUCUGACAACACGAGAAUAUCCAAGGUGGACAAGAUGACGGACAUUGUGACAGGAAACCCGCUCGUUGUCAAGAUGAUUGUUGGCUUCAACAGGAACCAGCGUGGUCAGAAUGCGCUGCGAGAGAUGCUGAACCCACUGAUCACGCGGGUGAUAGAGGAUCGGAACCUGCGGAUCAACACGAACCCCGUCGAGGUCUACAAGAUGUGGGUCAACCAGACCGAGUCACAGUCCGGCAAAACCAGUGGUUUGCCAUACGACGUCUCCACGGAGCAGGCCUUGAAGCACGAAGAGGUUGUCGCUCAGAUCUCCGAGUCGAUCAAACGACUGCAGGACAUCACCGACCUCUUCCUGACGGCCAUCCUCGGAUCCCUCGACAAAAUCCCGUAUGGAAUGCGCUACAUGGCGAAGGUGAUGAAGGAAGCGCUGUUUCGACAGUUUCCAGACUCACCGGAGAAAGACAUUUUGAAGAUUGUGGGCAACUUGCUGUAUUACCGUUACAUCAAUUCGGCCAUUGUUGCUCCAGAUGCCUUUGACAUUAUCAGUGUGGGAGCAGAAAAGGCCUUGUCGAAUGACCAGCGGAGGAACCUGGGUUCGAUUGCCAAGAUUCUCCAGUUUGCUGCCUCCAACAAGGGAUUUGGUGGCGAGAGCUCCUACCUGUCCAGUAUGAACGACUACAUUCGAGUGUCUCACGAGAAAUUCAAGAAGUACUGCCUGCAGGCGUGUGCGGUUGAGGAACCGGAGGUGAAGUUCAACGUUGACCAGUACUCUGAAGUGACGAUGAUCACGAAACCGGUCAUCUACAUCUCCGUGCAGGAGGUCGUCAACACACAUCAGCUGUUACUGCAGCACCAGGAUGUGAUUGCUCCUGACCAUAACGACCCCCUCCACGAAUUACUCGAAGAUCUCGGUGAGGUGCCAACGAUAGAUGACCUUCUGGGUACCGAGCUGACGAAAGACGAAGACUUGAAUGAAAAUCUCCGCGUGAUGCUGGCGAAGACGGAGAUCUCGAUAACGCUGUCCAGCAAGUUUGACGUGCAGCAGGACGACCACGCCGACAUGAAGACACUGAUGAUCAGGACGAAGCGGAUGAUCGUGGAUGUGAUAGCCUGUCAGUCAGGAGACGACCUCAUACAAGUGCUGGACCUCCCGUCCAGUGAUAACCAGGAGGAGCUGCAUCAGGCGAUUGUGAAGAAACGAGACCUGGUGAACCGCAAGGCCACAGAGAAGAAGGGCAGCAACCUUGUGAGACAUGAGUCCAUACUGGGAGACACAAGACUACCUAUUGAGAGCAUGAAAGCAAAGAUUAAGAAGAACCUGCAGAUGUUGGAGCUGGCUGGGCUUGUGUCAAAGAAGACGAAAUACCAGGAGAUUGUCAAUUCAAUAGUACAGGAUAUUCGGAACCAGAGGCGGUACCGGAAUAACCGGAAGCAGGAGUUGGUUCGCCUGCGGGCAACCUACAAGAGUCUGGAGGAGAAGCGGACGUUCUAUGAGUCUCAGAUCGACUACUACAACCUCUACGUGAAAACGUGUAUCGACAACCUGCAGCACAAGUCAAAGAAGCAGAAGCGACACAGUUUGUUCCGGAGUAAGGAAGACAAACCAAAGACAACCGGGUCGAUAACAUACAGCGCCGCAAGACUCCACGAGAAGGGCAUCGUCCUGGAGAUAGAAGGGUUACCUAGCAACCAGUUUAAAAAUGUCUUGUUUGAGAUAGCUCAGACUGAAAACCCAGGCGUGUUUGAAGUCAGUGCCAAGUUUAUGGGAGUCAGUAUGGACAAAGUAGAACUCGUCUUUCAGGACCUUCUGCAGCUUCAGUACGAAGGUGUUGCCGUCAUGAAGAUGUUCAACAAAGCCAAGAUCAACGUCAACCUUCUCAUCUUCCUCCUCAACCGCAAAUUCUACGGCCGCAAUCGGGGAAAAUAAACACACCAAGCAUAAUCUUUCAGCUAUUUGUCGGUGACACAAACUUUUACAUCUGGAUCUUAAUCCAGAGUGUCUGGAUCUUAAUCCAGAGUGUCUGGAUCUUAAUCCAGAGAGUCUGGACCUUAAUCCAGAGUGUCUGGAUCUUAAUCCAGAGAGUCUGGAUCUUAAUCCAGAGUGUCUGGAUCUUAAUCCAGAGAGUCUGGACCUUAAUCCAGAGUGUCUGUGUGUAUUUAUAUACAGACUGUUGUCUCAUAUAUGAGUUGAACGACAUGACUUUAAUAUGAGUGAAAGUGCAGCUUUCUGCAUUUUUAACUCAACUGAGAAAAAUAAAGGUAUCAGCUUUGCUUUGUUUAGUUAGGGCUUAUUGUGUUAGGAGAUGUCGUAGCCAUUUAUAUAGGGUUUUUAAAAUGCAGAUUGGCUGCACAUUUUUGGUUAUUAUAAGUGUCUAAAUUAUCUGAUUUUCAUUAUUUUAAGAAUUGUUAAGUAAAUUAUGAAGUAAACAGGGGCAUAGCGUGAUCUGGACCUGUGGGGUCGAUUGAAUAUGAACAAGUGGACCCUUUUUCUAUUUUGUAUUUGCAUCACCAGAAACUCCAUAUGUAUAAACCUGUAUGUGUUAGUUCUGAAAGCAGACCAUUUGCUUCAGUGACGGGGUUCAUCCGAAAAAAAACCCAACCCAGCCUACGCCCCUGAACAGGGAUGUGAUUUUACAGUUUUUUAUCUUGUUUCAGUAUUUUGUUCAAUAAGUUUCAUGAUGUAGGUUGGAUUUGAUCUGAAAUGAUUUAAAAAAAAACCCACCCAUGCAUUUUAUUUAAGCAAGGUGUAUAAUUUCAGCUUUUUAAGUUCACUUCAGGUUUUAUUUCAAAAUGAGUAUCACAUUCCUGAAACAAGUUGAGACUGAGUUUAAAUUAAAAGUUCAGUUUUCAUAAUGCGGGUAUUUUCUGAGUAGGUAGGCCUAUCUAACCUUCAUAUCUGCCAGUAAUUGUAAUACGUUGCCUGUUUAUAUUGGAUCUGUAUAAUAUUUCCUAAAAUACAAAAUAUGGAAUGUGAAAUAUUGAAAACAAAAGAGAGAAGUUUUCAUUGGUUGAAAUGUGGCUGAGCUGUAUUGAUGGGUCAUUCAUGACAGAAUGUGAUAUAUUUUUCAAAAUAUAUUUAUUAAAUAUUUUAUUACAGUUUUGAAGUCUUUCAUUAACAUUGUUUUUCCCAGGAUUUAAGUUUACUAGGAUGGUACUCAUCCAAAGCAGGUCAAAAGGACCUGGGUGGGCAGGAAGUGGGGGGGAGGGCAUAGUUCCCCCCCCCCCCCACUUGAAGAUGACAAUGUAUGUUUUUUGUCCUACUCUCUAUAAAUAAAGAUAAAAAUCGGCUCUGUGUUUUUUUCAAAAACAAUCUUAGUGCUAAAAUCACCUUAAGUACCUAACUACAUCAGGUGAUUUUAGCGCUCUGGUCACUCUGUAAAAUGGGGCCCUGGUGUGUCCCCUUCCCCUACUCUAUAGGGGCCUGCAGUGUGUCCCCUUCCCCUACUCUAUAGGGGCCUGCAGUGUGUCCCCGUCCCCUACUCUAUAGGGGCCUGCAGUGUGUCCCCGUCCCCUACUCUAUAGGGGCCUGCAGUGUGUCCCCAUCCCCUACUCUAUAGGGGCCUGCAGUGUGUCCCCGUCCCCUACUCUAUAGGGGCCUGCAGUGUGUCCCCGUCCCCUACUCUAUAGGGGCCUGCAGUGUGCGUAGAUUGAGCACCAGAAGGGUGUGGCAAUGCUGGGACCUUAUUCUUAAUGUCCUUUCAUCAGUGGUAGUUAGCAACAUGUUUAUAUUUAUGUUUUAAAUCAAAGACAUUUGCUAAGACGUCAUGGGGUCAGCCUGGGACCUGGGGAAACCAUGAAUACAUCCUCUGCCUACCGGUCACUCGAAAAUGCUGAAACCAAUUCAGUCAGCUGAGCCAGCUCACUGUGUCAGUGAGGAACAUUCUAAUAACAAAAUAAAAAUAUUUCUGUAAUAAAGUGUUCUAAUUGUUAGAAAUAUUGCUGUCUGAAGAACUGCGUGUACUUAAUAUACUACGACAAAAUAGUUCAGCAAUUUGGUAAAUGUGCUUAAAAAAACAAAAAAACUUAGUUUUAAAGUGAAAUCAUUCAUUUAUCAGUGUAAGUAACUGAAGAUUUUUAGCACAAAAUUAAAUUCUCUCUCUCUCUCUCUCUCUCUCUCUCUCUCUCUCUCUCUCUCACACACUCUCACUCUCUCUCACACACUCACUCUCUCUCUCUCUCUCUCUCUCUCUCUCUCUCUCACACUCUCUCUCUCUCUCUCUCUCUCUCUCUCUCUCUCUCUCUCUCUCUCUCUCUCUCUCUCUCUCUCUCUCUCUCUCUCUCUCUCUCUCUCUCUCUCUCUCUCUCAACUGUUACAUCAUUGAAUGUUGCUUGUAGUUUAAAAUACAAUGCAGUUGUGCUAAAUUGCUAAACGUUUUUGUCUUAGUAUAAUUCCAAUAUUAUCAUGUCUUGCUUGUUGCUUCAGUUAACCAACCCGAUCUUUUUGAUUUACAUUUGUCGUUUUGCAGGACCAAAAUUAAUAUCUAGAAUUUUAUAUCAGUAAUUUACAUCGAUCAUUACCAUUCGAACUGAAAUAUAUACAUUUAUGUGUAUUUUUUAUUAAUAUUAUUUUUUAAACAUUUCUCAUAAUUCUUAUAUCAUUCCUUUUGAGAGGGACCAUUACAUUCAUUAAGUACAGUAUAUAUCAUAUAUUUCUAACUUAUUAACAUAGGAUGUCAUCAACUUAAAUAUGGAUAAUAUUUACAAGUCUGGUUUAAAAGCAUUUUAUACAGAUUUUAUUAAGAAAACAUUCCUAUCAAAAAUGGUAAUCUUGGCUGAUCUGAAAGUUAUUUCUGGACUUUUUCUACAGGCUUUUUUUUAUACUCUUGUUCUAUGCAUUCAGAGCUUGUGUUACAUAUAUAUAUGUUUGUAUUUACAUAUAGAAUCUCCACAUUGAUAUGUCCUUUUUACAGAGAAAGGUGCUACUUUGUACAGGCAGUGAAACAGUUUGUUGAAGACUAGUAUGCAGUGUGUUGUCCUUAUUAGCAUAUUAUUUGGAGUUUUUUUGUUUUGUUUUUGUCCCAUAAUCCUUUACUGUGGUUAUUAUGUAUGUAAAUUAUAUUAAUUAACAUAUGAUUAUGUGACCUCCAGUUACCGCAUAAAUUACCAGUAGUUAGGGGUGGGAUGAUUAAAGUUUCCUGCUCUUAAAAUAGUGUUAUUAAAAUGUAUGUGUGAUAGCUGGUGUACAUGUGGAAUAUAUCAUAAAUAAAUUGAACCGUGGACCAAAUAUCAAAAAUCAAAUGGAACCUUUUUAUAAAAAAAUGAAUUGUCCCAUCCCUACCAGCAGUAUAACCUUGAUCUCAUAGUGCUUUCAUGUUUGCAGAAAUUAAAACAUUAUUUCGCUCGGCAGAGUUUUAGCCGGACCUCCAGACUUGUUAGAAAUUAAAACAUUAUUUCGCUCGGCAGAGUUUUAGCCGGACCUCCAGACUUGUUAGAAAUUAAAACAUUAUUUCGCUCGGCAGAGUUUUAGCCGGACCUCCAGACUUGUUAGAAAUUAAAACAUUAUUUCGCUCGGCAGAGUUUUAGCCGGACCUCCAGACUUGUUAGAAAUUAAAACAUUAUUUCACUCAGCAGAGUUUUAGCUUGACCUUCAGACUUUUAGUAAAUGAACAUUUUGAGAUUUAGUAAACAACAGCUUAAACCCUGCUAAAACAUUUCUUUGUAAAGGGUUGUUCAUACUGUGUGACUUACAGUACUAACUUGAGCUAGCAACCAAACUAUAAUUGUCUGAACCAUUAAAUUGUAAUGAUUUUAGUCAGACGUUACAAGUUACACAGCACAAACUAAAAAUUGCAAUACUGUAAAUUGCAUGCUACAAGUCCUAGCGAAGUCAUGCAGUAGGAAUGUCCUAUGAUACAACUUCUGUGACAAAUUAUUAAUUUUGAUUAAUCUAAAAGAAAGAAGAUUUUCUAUUAGCUUAUUUGCUAUUGCUAGUUUUUUAAUGUGACAAUUAGGUCAGAUUUCAUUUUUAGUUUGUUUUUGUAAUUUAUAAUUAUAGACACAUUUCUGAUAGAAAAGUCAGUUUAAUAUUCCAGUGUGUUACUAUAACAAGACCACUAUAAAUUACUAGUGUCGUAUGGAAGCAGAGAAUUUCAGGAACUUUGUCAAUGGUGGUGGUGGGGGUGGGGUCAUGGUAGUUGGUUUUUAGUUUUCAGCUGCUACCAAAUCUAGAAUUGACUGUUUAUUACUCACGGUGACCUCAGAUCAAUUUUGGGAUUUUAGUUUUAUGUUUGUUAAACAUAUUUUCAUUUUUGUGUGAUCACAUUGUAAAACAGAGAUUCAGAUAAAAGAAUAACCAAGCUGGUUAAAGAUGCUAUUUCAAAAAUAUUUUUACUAAAAAUUAAAUCGGAUUUUCAUUGUUACAAAUCUGUUGAAUUAUGGAGGCUUGUAUUAUGAGGAGGGGAGGUAUCGGGGGUAAAUAUGAAGAGUUCAGGCGCAAAGCGCAAUAUAAACCAUUUUCUUUCUUUCUUUUAGUUUAGCCAUUAUUGUAUGUCAGUAAGAGCUAAUCAUAGGCCCACUGAUUUGCCGCAAAAUGCCAUUUAUCAUUAUGAAAUUGUAUUGGGUGAAUCCCGGUUUUUUAAUUUAUCAAAACACAAUAAACGCCAAUUAAAAAAAUCACUUUUACUGAAAAUUAAAAAAUAGAUAUAUCGCGUUUUGUGCCUGAACUCUUCAUAUCCUUAUAACAGUUGGAGUUUCUUAAUUUACCAAUUUUAAAUUUAAUUAAAGUGGGAAACAAACCUAUUUUAUAGGCUUUAUCUAUACACGAGAGGUUAGAACUACUAACAUUUUGAAGACAGCUUAUUGAGGUCACCAGCUGGUCAUACUUGCAGUAGUCAAUCAAAUCAAGUAAUUUGUUUCUAAAAUAUUAAUAUUUUUAAAUGAUUUCCAAUUGAAAUAGAGUUAUUUAGAACUUAUUAGUCCUUUUUUGUUUUUCAAAAAAAAAAUCAUGUUUAUUGGUGGUUUAAACAAUAAUGAAAAUGGCUAUGAGACCUGUUAUGUUGCAUCACAGUAGUUGAUAUUAAAAACACAAAGAUUAUUAAAACUUGUGUCUUAGAUGGGAAGUUAAUAUGGGGGGGGGGGGGUUUAAAAUUCUGUGUCAACUACAGAACAUGUACAGUACUGACCAGCUUAUUAUAUAUCCGUUAUAAUGUAUAUUUGCUUAUACAUAUAUAUUUAUAUUUUAACAAUUUAUAAAAAUAAUAUAAUUUGCAACAAUGUUAAAUGACUUUUUGUCUUUUUUUUUGAGACUGUUUGAUCGUUGAUUUUAUAAUGGAGAUACUGUGCCAAAGAGUCACGGUGUUAUUAAAAAAUGUUUUUAGCAAUGAUCAAAAGAAUGAUUCCAUAUUUGCUGUAUCUCCAUGCACACUAUUGUAUCUUGCCUUCUAACGAUGCCUUCAUGUAUUGGUGAUACUUUUACAUUUUCAAUUGCUUUUUUAGCUGUACAGUGCUUGUACUUUAAACACAGUUACAAGUGAGUAAACUGAAAGGACA